Molecule: messenger RNA, 1437 nt
Organism: Phyllostomus hastatus (greater spear-nosed bat)
Lineage: Eukaryota; Metazoa; Chordata; Mammalia; Chiroptera; Phyllostomidae
Exons: 5
Coding region: 1-1437 (478 amino acids)
Source: RefSeq, a predicted model, not a curated record
AUGCUCCUGGCACGUGUCACCGUGUCCCUGUCUGCAGUCCUGGGUCCUCCGGCCCUUGCUGUGUCAGAGGCGGUCACGGCCACGGCCAGGAGGCAAAGCCGGCAACUCUGGCCCACGGAGGACUGCAUGGCGUCCGCCAGCUCCGAACCCCCGUGGCCUGGGAACCCCGGGUCCUCGCGGCCGGGAGCGCAUGGGAAGGCGGUCUCUGCAGUUCACGCCGCCGACUGGAGCCCCCGGGACCUCGAGACCUCGGGACCUCGGGCUCUCCCUCUCCGAGGAGAGCUCACGACCGGGACCCACCUUGGGAGGGUUGCGUGCGUGCGUGUGAGCCGGCGACGUCGCAGGUGUGGUUUCUCGUCGCCGCUCACGGAGACGGGCCCGUCGUCCACAAACCUGUGCCGAGCUCGGGCGGGCACUUGUUCAGACAGCAAGGGGGGCACCCCGCCAUUCCCGCUUCCUCUCCUGGGUCCUGGCCGGGCCCAAGCCACCUGGCUGACGCCAAGGACAGCCCCCCGACAGAAGGACCCGAGCUGCCCCUGUGACCCAGUGCCCUGGCCCCGGGAGCCCACUGCCAGCUGCCACCCCAGGCGUUCCCUCGGGGCCCGGCCAGGAGCCGGUCUGUUGGAGGCCGACCCACAGCCAACCUUUGACACAUCACUUCUCCUGAGCCGUGCAUCCUCCGGGGACCCCGAGACCCCGCCGAGGCUGGGCCCAGGCACCAGUCCAUCCCGAGGCCAAGGUGCUGCUCCGAGGUGCGGGGUGGGCACGGGGACGGCCGCUUCUGACCCGAGGACAGUGGGUUCUUCAGAAGCCACAGCCUCCCGGCUGCUGCGGCUGCAGAGGCCGCACGCCGACUGCACACUGUUCUCUCCCCACGGCGCGCCAGCUCAGGGCAGCGCCGCGCAGCAGCAGCAGCUGGCUGGCCACGAGGGCACGGACACCAGGCCGGCGCAUGACGUCACCGCUGAGUCAUCCCUGCACGUGGUGGCGGGAGAGACCGCGUCUAGCCAGAAAUCGGUGCUGCGACUGGCCAGCCCCGGCUCCCAAAGCAGAACCACCCAGGCCGGGCCUGCCGUCCGCUCCCUGGGCCUGCGCAGCCACGCCCUGGCUGUCGGCGUCACCGGUUGCUCCCCGGCACCUGCGCUGCGGCCGCGGAGCGAGGUGGUCGAGGUGAACGUCCCGUCUGAGCAGGCCACGGUGAGGCUGAUGCGGCCCCCGGUGAACAUGAGUAUGAGUGUGGCACCCCUGCUCUGGACCCACCGUCUAAAUGACCGGAUGGGCCGGCGCAGCGGUCUCCCGUCCCUCCCGCCUCCCAGAAACGCCCUCGUGCUGGGGGGCAAAUCGGCGGGCGGAACUGGUUACAUCCGCCCGCGUGGGAACCGCCGGGUCCUGAGGCUCAGCCCUGGCGCUGACCUCAUGGCUGAGUUUCUGGGAUAA